Mycena citricolor is the source of this 1460-nucleotide messenger RNA. NCBI's taxonomy places the organism in Eukaryota, Fungi, Basidiomycota, Agaricomycetes, Agaricales, Mycenaceae. The record is from the annotation of a GenBank genome assembly.
GUUACUUGCUCGUGCUCUCGCCAGAGGCCACCGAGCACCACCUUGGGACAUCCUCCCGGUUUGGUCUUUUGGGGUACUCCCUGCCAGUCUCUUCUGACGGCGCUUGUGGCCCCCCUGCCUCUGGGUAUCUCCGCAGCCAUGGCCAUGUUCCAUCCCACAUGUAUUCAAGCCCGAGCUCACCAAUGUGCUUAUCGAGCGGGCUGCUUAGCUAUGACGUCAUGGGUGAUCUUCCCAGCUACUAUGGUCUCCGGCAGUGCUAUUGCUCUCUCAGCAACCAUCGGCGGCAACGCAUUCGCUUGCUGACUGCGCCUCUCAUCGCAUCCGGAUACAAGAUGCAAGGAUGAGGGGGAGAGCCCCGCCAAUACCCUUUCCUACCGAUAUGCAAAACACUACCACCACCACUACGAUGAGCGUCGAAUUCACCGUCUGCAAGGGCUCAAAGACCGACGGCAUCAUCCAAGCCACCAGCUCGCGACCUGCGCCGACCGGGAAACAAGUCCUAGCCGCAUCACACGCUCUGGCAUCUGCGGCACCGACGAGCACUAUAAGCACGCCGACAUGGCGCUAGGACACGAGGGCGAGGGUGUCGUCGCGCAGAUCGGAUCGGAUGUGUCGAGGUUGCGCGUGGACGGCGUCGUAGGAUAGGGCUACACCCACUAGACAUGCGGCAAAUGCGAGCAUCGCAUGCAGGGACAGGACCAGUACUGCACCGAGCACGAGAUGCACGGGACGCACAGCUUCGACCAGGGCUCGUUCGGCACGCACGCGGUCUGGGAGGAUCCGUUCCUGUUUGAGGUGCCAGCGGGGCUAGCACCGGAGCACCCUGCGCCCCUGAUGUGCGGCGGCGCGACUGUGUUCGAGAUCAUCGAGAGCUACAACAUCCGGCCCACGCAUCGUGUGCGUGUCGUCGGUCUCGGCGGUCUCGGCCACGUGGCGGCCACGUUCGCUGCCAUGAUGGGUGCAGAGGUCGUCGUCUUUUCGAGCUCGGACGCGAAGCGGGAGGAGGCAUUCGUCCUGGGCGCGUCGGAGUUCCACGCGACGCGGGGUGUGGGCUAGUUCGAGAACGUGCGGCUGCUAGACCACCUGAUCGAGGCGACGAACUUCAUUCCGUCGUGGACGCCUUACAUGGCGGUGAGGGAGCGCAAGGGCACGAUUUAGCCGCUACAGUCAGCAAGGACAACCUGCCGAUUCCCAGACUCCCCCUUAUCCUGGGCGGGAUCAACAUCCAGGGCUCGAGUGGGGCUGCUCGGUCUGUGCACCGGCGGAUGCUGGAAUUCGAGGAACCACAUUGAGCCGGUGAUCGAAAAGUUCCCGAUGACAAAGGUGGGGUUCGAGGCGGGCAUAUCCAGAUUGAGAGAUGGCCAGGUCCGAUACCGAGCUGUUCUUGUUGUUUGAACAGAAUGGAGCGCUAGACAUAGAACGUAGUGCACAGUAUAUUGUCAUAUUUGUCAAUAGGCAAU